CUGCUUGCAGUGGCACUAAGGAGCUGUUGACGCCCAGGUAGACAUUAUCACUUACACACACACACAGCACUUAACCUAGACAAGUUUUCUGAGAAGGGGAGCGGGUAAAAAAAAAAAAAAAAGCACUGUUUGCGGGUUAAUUAUCCGGAUAGAUACUCUGCGUGACCUGGACUGCUUACACACCUGUGUGAGUGCCACUGGAGAAUGUAGCUGCAGCCUGCUAGCCAGGCCACAGGACACGCACCAACAUGGGAGAAGCUCAGAAGGGCUUACUGUCUGUCAUAGAGAAACUGAAAGGAUCUACAGAUCAGGAGGUCAGGAUAGUGCUGCUGGGUUUGGACAACGCAGGCAAGACCACGCUGCUGAAAAACCUGGCCUCUGAAGACGUGAACACCAUCACGCCAACGCAGGGCUUCAACAUAAAGAGCGUGGCCUCUCAUGGCAUGAAACUCAAUGUUUGGGACAUUGGAGGACAGCGGAAGAUUAGACCCUUUUGGAAAAAGUACCUGGAAAACACAGACCUCUUGAUUUACGUUAUUGACAGCGCAGACAAGAAGAGGUUUGAGGAGACGGGACUGGAGCUGUCUGAGCUGAUUGAUGAGGAGAAUUUAAAGGGCGUUCCUGUGCUCAUCUUCGCUAAUAAGCAGGAUCUGGCCACAGCAUCACCAGCCAGUGAGAUCGCUGAGGGCCUCAACCUGCAUACGUACCGGGACCGCGAGUGGCAAAUUCAGGCCUGCUCGGCUGUGUCUGGGGAAGGAGUUCAGGAUGGCAUGAACUGGAUUUGCAACAACAUUGUGAACAAGAAGAAGUAAAGAACCAUCCCAAGCAACUCCAACCAGGACCAAACAGAGCACCGGCGUCGCAAAAUGGGAUUGACAUGUUUCCCUUCGUCUAAUUCUGAUGCAUCCAGCUCACCUCAUAGAUUGCAAUAACUUGUUUUUUUUUGUGAAUUGUUAUUUUUAUUAAGAUUUUUCAAAGGUAGUUGAUGCAAAGAAGUACCUCUAGUUCUAAGAUGUAUUAGUAUUUUAAUGUACUAUCAUUAUUUUUGAAAUGAAAUGUUUCUGUUUAAACCCAAAAGAUACCACUCUGUUGAAACUGUAUGAUUUCUUUAACAAUACAAUAACCAAGGAAAGUGUGUAGCCAUGCAGUAGUAGUGUGUGUCUGUGUGUGUGUGCGUGUGAAGCAAGCAUUUUGACAAUAAAAUUAGUCAUUUCUGUUUUUUGUUAAUUGUUUUCAAAUCAAAUCCAUCUCUAUAUAAUCAAAGUGUCUACGUAUUUAGCUCGGCACCGCGCACAGCCAAGUGAUGUCAGUGAUGGCAAGGAGCUGCAUUAAUGUCAAUGUAUAUACUUCACUAUGAAACAAUUACAAGCUAAUCUGACAAGUGCUUACAUUUUGCGGUGAGAAGGAGACAAACUGAGCAACAAGACUU
Molecule: messenger RNA, 1429 nt
Organism: Fundulus heteroclitus (mummichog)
Lineage: Eukaryota; Metazoa; Chordata; Actinopteri; Cyprinodontiformes; Fundulidae
Gene: arl3l1
Product: ADP ribosylation factor like GTPase 3, like 1
Exons: 6
Coding region: 249-812 (187 amino acids)
Biological process (GO): cilium assembly
Cellular component (GO): cytoplasm; microtubule cytoskeleton
Molecular function (GO): GTPase activity; GTP binding
Source: RefSeq, a predicted model, not a curated record